AUGGACUAUUUUUGCCUGUUUAAUGAUGUUUGGCAUCUCUAUGUCUUCCUUGGCUCCAUAAUGGACGAAUUAAUUGGUCCAGCAUUGAAGGGGACACUUAAUGUUCUUGGGUCCUGUGCAAAAGCUCCGUCUGUUAAAAGAGUGGUUGUAACAUCCUCUGUAGCUGCAGUUGCAUACAAUAGAAAACCUCGAACUCCAGAUGUGGUAGUUGAUGAGACUUGGUUUUCAGAUCCAGAGUUUUGCAAAGAGAUUGAGACCGUCGGUUGGUAUAUAGUUUCGAAGACAUUGGCUGAGGAGGCUGCAUGGAAAUUUGCAAAAGAGAAAGGGAUGGACAUGAUUACAAUAAAUCCAUUCAUGGUGAUUGGUCCUCUUUUACAGCCAACACUAAAUGCAUCUACAGGAUUAAUUCUGAAAUUAAUAAAUGGAGCACAAGUAUUACCCAAUGAAACAUUUGGAUGGGUUAAUGUUAAAGAUGUUGCAAAUGCACAUAUUCAGGCAUUUGAGAUUCCUUCAGCCAAUGGAAGAUAUGUUUUAGCUGAGAGAGUUGCUCAUUAUUCAGAGAUUGUGAAAACUUUGCAAGAACUUUAUCCAACUUUGCACCUUCCCGAAAAGUAA
Messenger RNA from Telopea speciosissima, 615 nucleotides. RefSeq names its product phenylacetaldehyde reductase-like. Bases 1 to 615 code for a protein of 204 amino acids. Gene Ontology annotation, molecular function: oxidoreductase activity, acting on the CH-OH group of donors, NAD or NADP as acceptor. NCBI's taxonomy places the organism in Eukaryota, Viridiplantae, Streptophyta, Magnoliopsida, Proteales, Proteaceae. The record is from RefSeq and is a predicted model, not a curated record. The transcript is spliced from 4 exons.